This is a messenger RNA of Spirometra erinaceieuropaei, 804 nucleotides long. NCBI's taxonomy places the organism in Eukaryota, Metazoa, Platyhelminthes, Cestoda, Diphyllobothriidea, Diphyllobothriidae. The record is from the annotation of a GenBank genome assembly.
AUGCAGGACCCUACGCGACUAUCUACGAUCACCAUCCACGACCUGCUCUUAGCCGACAACUGCGAACUCAAAACCACGACCAAAGUGGACAUGCAACGGAGCAUGGACCUCUCCGUCACCGGGUACGCCAACUUCGGCCUGACUAUCAAAACGGACAAAACGGUGGUCACGCACCGACCGUCACUCAACGCGCAACACUGUACUCCUCGAAUCACUGUCGAUGGCAACCAACUAAAAACCGUGAACAAUUUCGUUUGUCUCGGAGGCGCACCUUCCACCAGCACCAGAAUCGACGACGAAGUGGCCUACCGGAUCUUCAAGGCCAGCCAAGCCUUCGACCAGUUGCAGAACUCCAUGUGGAACUGCCACAGCCUCGAUUUGGAUACCAAACUGAAGAUGUACAAGGCCGUUGUCCUGACGACACUUCUGUACGGAGCGGAGACUUGAACCAUCUACUCCAACCAUGCCAAGAAACGCAACCACCGCCGAUCACGCUGCCGCUGUCCCGCCGCCAUCAACCACCGACACCAUCCGCCCUGCCCCAGCCCCUCAUCGACCACAGCGACCAGCUCCACCACCACAACAUCACGUACUCCCCUCUCCGAUGGGAAGAAGUCCGACGUCCUAUCACCCUCUACCAUCACCACCAACGCCACAACCUCCAGCGAUGUGGACUCGGCUCAUACCUGUCUUCAUUGCGACCGCGCAUUCACCUCGCACAUCGUCCUGCGAAUCCAUCCUGUGGAGAUUGGCGAGCCAGUGCCUGGAGCAUCAACCUACACUCGCCGCAUCCACCUUCACUGA